AUGGAGGGGCUGUACCACCAGACCAACAAGCAGGUCCAUGAGGUGCAGGCUUACAUGGGGCACCUGGAGACAGCAGACAAGGACUCAGUGCACUUAGUGGAAAACGAGGUCCAGGCCAGAAUAGACAACAUCUUCAGCAGCCUGGAGCGGCUGGAGAUCCUCUCCAGCAAAGAGCCUCCCAACAGGCGCCAGAAUGCUAAGCUGCGCCUGGAGCAGCUCAAGUACGACGUGCAGCACCUGCAGAGUGCCCUGCGCAGCUUCCGCCAGCGGCGCCAGGCCCGCGAGCAGCAGGAGCGGCAGCGCCAGGAGCUGCUGGCCAGGACCUUCGCCCCCAACGACUCUGCCACCUCCAUCCCGAUCGACGAGAGCCUGCAGCUCACUGAGUCCCUGCAGAGUGCCCACCGAGGCAUGGAUGAGCUCAUUGGCAGUGGCACCAGCAUCCUGCAGGGCCUGAGGGACCAGAGAGUCACACUGAAGGGCACACAGAAGAAGCUGCUGGACGUGGCCAACAUGCUGGGGCUGUCCAACACAGUGAUGAGGCUGAUCGAGAAGAGAGCCUUCCAGGACAAGUACUUCAUGGCUGGGGGCAUGCUGCUCACCUGCCUCCUCAUGUGCCUCAUCCUGCACUACCUGACUUGAGCUGCCAGGCUGCCCCCAGGGCAAG
Molecule: messenger RNA, 664 nt
Organism: Indicator indicator
Lineage: Eukaryota; Metazoa; Chordata; Aves; Piciformes; Indicatoridae
Gene: GOSR2
Product: golgi SNAP receptor complex member 2
Exons: 6
Coding region: 1-639 (212 amino acids)
Biological process (GO): vesicle fusion; intra-Golgi vesicle-mediated transport
Cellular component (GO): ER to Golgi transport vesicle membrane; Golgi apparatus; endoplasmic reticulum membrane
Molecular function (GO): SNAP receptor activity; SNARE binding
Source: RefSeq, a predicted model, not a curated record